Messenger RNA from Carassius auratus (goldfish), 2556 nucleotides. RefSeq names its product mitogen-activated protein kinase kinase kinase 7-like. Gene Ontology annotation, molecular function: MAP kinase kinase kinase activity. Gene Ontology annotation, biological process: immune response; positive regulation of canonical NF-kappaB signal transduction; JNK cascade. Bases 226 to 768 code for a protein of 180 amino acids. The transcript has 7 exons. The record is from RefSeq and is a predicted model, not a curated record. Lineage: Eukaryota; Metazoa; Chordata; Actinopteri; Cypriniformes; Cyprinidae.
AACACAUCUCUCUUAUCCAGGCUCAUAUUUAGACUAUACAUGUACCAGCAGCAGGAACGAUAUCAGCAUGGAGCGCACAAACUCCCCUGGCAGCAACGACACCAUCAAGUUCCCAUAUAAACCAAAGGGCGACCCGUUAAGACCUGGUCCCUCUCUCUCCAGAGGGGCAGUGUAGAGAGUCUUUCUGGCAGGCCGCAAUUUCUGGCUUCCUCCGACAGCAAACGAAUGAGCACCGAUCUCUCUGAACUGGAGCACAGAUUGCCCUUUGCUCCCGCAGCAACCUGUGAGCCUCAUAGACGCAGUUCAGUGCAGGAUCUUCCUGCCAUUGGUACGGAGUCCAGUCAGGAUAGUAGGAACAGCAGCAGAGCAUCCAGUCCCAGUGUGAGGAUGUUUACGCCAGACAAGACGGACACCAAUGGCUCAGAUAACUCCAUCCCCAUGGCCUAUUUGACCCUGGACCAUCAGCUACAGCCUCUAGCCCCGUGUCCAAACUCCAAAGAAUCAAUGGCAGUGUUUGAGCAGCACUGUAAGAUGGCACAAGAGUACCUGAAGGUGCAGACAGAGAUCGCUCUUCUCAUACAGAGGAAGAAAGAGCUGAUAGAUGAGCUGGACCAGGAUGAGAAGGAUCAGCAGAACGCGUGUCGCCUCGCUCAGGAGCACAAGAAGCUCCUAGAGGAGAACAAGAGUCUGUCGACUUACUACCAGCAGUGCAAGAAACAACUGGAGCUGAUCCGAGCGCAGCAGCAAAAGAGACAGGGCACCUCAUGAACCUCUUUCAUUAUGAAACAGAGCUAGGCUGAACUCUAUAAUCACAGUUAUCCCUGUUAUCUUGUCCUCCCUGAUCCAAACAAUGGGGUGGUUAAUCUAUAGUUUGGCCCAGAAACCCCUUAAUUCUGCCUGUUAAAGCACCCAUGAAACCUGUGAAGAUGGUAACCGAAUGAAAUGUGCUUCACAGUUCAGGUGACCGUGUGUCAUUUCCAUCAGUGAAAUCUGCUCCAAGAUCCUUCACUCAACUGCACAAACAUACAGCGUUCCAGGUGUCCAUGAAUCCCGCAGGAUAUGCAAUAGCAGGGCCACAAUUAAAGCCAGGUGGGUGUGAAACACAGACUGAUAAACACGCGCAGAUCUUCAGAGAUCUACAAGUCUAAAUGAGCCAGCAAAUGCUUUUUUAUUUUCAAAAGAGGAAACCUGCAUUUUAAGUAGCGAGAUGUUUAAAAGAAAGGAUGUAAAAUGAGGUCUUUCCCCUUCCUCGGACAUCCCAGAAUUCCCUGUGGGGUUUGCCGUUCCCCUCGAUUAGGUGUUGGUCCUUGAGAAUGUGAAAGCAAAGUUAUAUACAAAAGCUAUUUUUAAUCGUUUUCAAUUUAGAUUUUAAUUUUGUUCCAUUCGCUUUGCGUGUACUUUUCAUUUUAUUAACCCCUUUUUAUGAAAAAAAAAGUGCUAUAGACGUUUCCUUUUUUCUUUUUUGAUUUGUCUGCCCUAAAAAGUGUUAGAAUGUAUUGAUUGAAAUCGGGGGAUGUAUCUUACAUAUGCCUUGCAUGUCAACCUUGUGUUCAUGAAAAAACAAAGGACAGUCUGUUUGUAUGUGCAGCCUCACAACGAAAUGCAGUUUGUAAUCCAUUUCCUGUAACAUCCCAUCCAUUUGAAAACCAUCGCUCUAGAAGAACAAAAGAAAUGGACUUGAGUGUAUGUGAUUGUGCGUACAAACAUUUUAAUCAUGACUUCAGUGUUCUUGUGUUUCUUUGCUUUAUCUAGAUCUGUAUGGUAAUUCCUCCAGGGUUUUCAGAGAUCCGCUUUAUAGUUUUUGUCGCAAGUGCGGGAAAGACGCUGUUUCUCCGAGCUUGAUUUAUCUCUUUUUAGUUCACGUGAUGCCUUGGGGUUGUAUCGCUUGCAUUUUACUUGACUUGUUUUGUUGCUUUUACUGCAAUGAGACAACUCUCAUUAUGCGCUUAAUGCAAUUAGGAGUUUAGAAACGCGAGUGAGAGGUUUAAAAGGCCUGCGAAUGCAACUUGAAUGAAAUCAAGAGAGAUCAGAUUGUUGUCUGAUCUGAAAGAUCUUGUCAAUAUGCUGCAGAAAUCAUGAAAUUAAAGGGCAGUUGACCCACUCUGGUUCAUUUUAGUUCAGUUCCUUGUUCUUACCACUAGUUUUACAUCCCUGUACUUAAUUUAAGAGAAAUCGGACCCAUGUUGAUAUAAAACGUAUGAAUACCUUUUACAUUGUCAUAGUUUUACUUUGUUGCCCCCAAUACAAACUCGACCCACGUUUUUGCACAAUCCCACCAUGACUGGCUCUCACUGAAAGCUCACUAUACCGUGAACAUCUUGAGCAGGGUAAAGACACAUUUGGAUGUUAAAGAUCUUCAAGUGAGUUAGUUCUCUGCAAAUCUUUUUGCUUAACAGUGAAGUGGUGUAUUUUAUUUUAGUAUUUUAGAGUUCAAUGUUCAUAAUUAUUAGUUUCUGUACUGUGCUGUAAAUAAGAUGUCUGAUUUCUUAAGCUGUUGGGAACGGGAAUACACAGGUGAAGGUGGCAUCUUGAAAUAAAUGGAACAGGUAAACAUGC